AUGCCAAUAUCAACAAAUGAUUUUUAUCAAAAUUAUUUUUCAUCUAUAAAUUUAUUACCAAGAAUUUCACGAACAAAUAAUCGUCGAACAAGUUUUUAUAUUAAUGAUAUACUUGGUGAUUCAAUAAAAACUUAUAAUGAAGAAUAUUGUCAAUCAAUUUUAACAAACGAUAAUGAAGAUUUAUUAAUCGAUACACAAAAGAAAAAAAAGAAAAAAGCUCGAACAACAUUUACAGGUAAACAAAUAUUUGAACUUGAAAAAAAAUUUGACGAUAAAAAAUAUUUAUCAUCAAUUGAACGUGCUGAAAUGGCAACAUUACUUACAGUUACUGAAACACAAGUUAAAAUUUGGUUUCAAAAUCGUCGUACAAAAUGGAAAAAAACAGAAAAUAUAUCAAAUGCCGAAGCAGUUGAACAUAAAUCAGGCAUAAGAAAAAUGUCAUCAUCAUCAUCCUCAUCAUCAUCAUCAUUAGAUCACAAUCAAAAACAACUUGUACAAGUAUCUAUCGAUGAUAAUACAAGUAGUAAAAAUAGUAUUUGUAGUUCAAUGGAUUCUCAUCGAUCUGAUGAACAAAUUUAUAAUACAUCAACAUUAUCAACACUUCCUUUACUUUAUUUUAAUGAUUUUACACAUUUACUUCAAUCAUCAUCAACACUUAAUGGACGUUCUUAUUCAGUUUCACCAUCAACUUCAUCAUCUUUACUAAAUUCUGAAAUGAAUCAUUGUUCACCUUCAUGUUCUACACCUAUUAAUGAUAAUAGUGAUGAUUUUAAAAGAAAUGAAAAUAUGCAAGAGAUUCAAGAACAUGUUCGAGAUAGAAAACGUAAUUAA
Rotaria sp. Silwood2 is the source of this 831-nucleotide messenger RNA. Lineage: Eukaryota; Metazoa; Rotifera; Eurotatoria; Philodinida; Philodinidae. The record is from the annotation of a GenBank genome assembly.